UUAGCCCCUAAACAAAAGAGAAGCUCAAAUGGAUAGUUAUAUUGCACAGCAACAGAACCAGAGUGGUUGAAAGUUAGGCUGCUUCUUCGCCCUUGGUCUCUCUCUUUGAAGCAAGCAACAAUGGCGCUUCCAUCCGCAUUCCAGGAACGGCUCCACCACAUGGACCGCACUCGAUGUGAACGCCUCUCUCUCCUCCAGGCGGAGAAAGAGUUGCAAGCAAACAAGUCUCGCGUUUUGGCCUCCAAGCUCGCCAACAUCAGAGCCACCGAACAGAGAUGCUUCCUUCUCGAUCACAAAAUUGCUUCCCAGAACUUCAACCUUCUCUCUCUCACUUCUCAAAUCCACAACCUCGAAGCCAAAUACGAUUCCCUCUCCCAAAUUUUCAGGUCGAUUCAGAACGAGGUGGAUGAGCUUGAGGAGUUGCGGGAAAAGAGGGAUAGGUUUUACGAAGCUAAGAUGGUGGAAAUGAAGCAAUUUAAGGAGGUUGCUGACGAGUUUGUGGUGAAAUGUCGAAGGGACGUUCAGGGUUUGAGGAAUAGAGUAAAUGAGUUGAGGUCAUCUUUCAUUGAACUGAAAGGUAACAACCAGAAUUCAUGUAAUUCGGAGAUAGUUAUGGCAGAAAAGAGAAGGUUGGAACUGCAGGCUGAAAAGGAGUGUGUUUAUAGAAACUUGGCCUCUAAUCAGCAAAUAAAAGCACAGUUGCAAAAGCAGCUUCAGAAUAUUUUGAUGACACAGACUCAAGAGAAGAGAAAGUGAAUAGACCUAGAAUUUGUUACUACCUAGCUAACUUUGAUCAUCAGCUGCACGUUGGAUCUCCCUGU
Arachis ipaensis is the source of this 821-nucleotide messenger RNA. Its product is annotated as cytomegalovirus UL139 protein. The record is from RefSeq and is a predicted model, not a curated record. Lineage: Eukaryota; Viridiplantae; Streptophyta; Magnoliopsida; Fabales; Fabaceae.